AUGCUUAGCAAGGGUCUUCCUAUCACCCUCCUGGUCUUGCAGGGACUGGCAAUGGUGUCAGCCCAAAGCUAUGGUGCCGAGAAAGUAUGGGGAGUCUACGCAUUCACCGUCUUUGGAGACAGUACACCGGGUGUCCUCACCGGUCCUCGCACCCUCACCGAGUACGGAGCCAGCGAAAUGGCGGCAGCAGCAGCGGCCUUCCGGUAUCGUUAUGUAUCGACGGCUGGGAAUGGUGCCUCCAACACUGGCAUUCAGAACAUCUCGCCAAACAUUCUGGACUCGAACGACGUGCAUGUGCUUUCGACGACAGAUCAGUACAUCGUUGCUUCCGCUCAGGCGUUCAUGCAGGGUCUCUAUCCCCCUGUCGAUAUGAACACAACCAGCGCUCAACUGGCAAAUGGGUCGUACGCACAGGCACCGCUCAAAGGAUAUCAGUAUCCUGUAAUUAUAGCACUCGGCGAGUCGGAUCCUGCGUCUUUCUAUGUUGAGGGACAAGCAAAUUGUGAAAUGCAUGGAGCCGCCGAGGCUGAAUAUCGCGACAGCGAGGAAGUGGAUUUGAUCACACUGGACACAGAGGCCUUUUAUGUGAAACUCUGGAACUCAGCCCUGUCUGGCGUUUUUGAGGAUGAACGCUCAUCGACAUAUACAAACGCGGUGCCCAUCGCCGAUUAUUUGGAUUACGAGCUUGUGCACAAUGAGUCUUUGACUAAAGUGCUCAACCAAGCCGACAUCAUCCGUGCACGCUCGCUGGCUGAUAAGUUCCUAUACGACACAAACAGUCAACAGGACUCCUCCAGUGGGUCUAUUAUCAGAGCUGUCAGUCCGAUUGCGGGUAAGACGUUGGCAACGAGUAUCAUGGAAGCCUUUGAUAUGAACAUUCAAGAAAAUGGGUCUCAGCAGAAGAUGACAAUGCUGUUUGGCGGAGACGAGCCUGCUAUGGCUCUAUCAUCUCUGUUAGGGCUUGCAAACCAGCACCAGACCAAUUUCUUCUCUCGCCUUGUACGGGGUGGUUCGUUUGUCUUCGAGUUAUAUAGCUAUGAAGAGGAUGAGGAGUACCCGACGUACCCAGGAAGUGACAAUCUCUAUGUCCGAUUCCUGCUGCACAAUGGAACCGAUGAUACCACGCAGUUCCAGCCAUAUCCUCUAUUUGGCCACAGCCCCAGUCACUCCUAUAUUCGAUAUAGUGAGUUCCGCGCUGAGCUGGAAACUUUUGCGCUAUCCUCCAUUCAGGAAUGGUGCCUAGUGUGCAACUCUGCGUCUAUAUUCUGCACAGGAGUGUUGGGUACAGAUGAAUCUGAACCAGAGAAGAAAAGGAGUAUGGCGCCUGCCGUGGCUGGCGUCAUUGGUGCAGUUGUGACACUGGUUGUUGUUGGGCUUUUCACUGUCAUCGGCUUUCUUUUGUGUGGUGUUCGCAGGCGUCGAGAUAGCAAGCGAAGUUUGGGCGGGUUCAAAGGGACAGACAAGAUGGCCAGUGAUACGGACGUUGCUUUCCGUAGCCCUCUCUGGGGUGGUGCCAAGACCGAAAAUCAAAUCCAGGAUGCCUCUGCUGGAGUUGUUGUUCAGGGACAUGAACGGCUUGGGAGCUGGGAAAUGGGUCAGCAAGGAAAAGAGGUUGACCACAUUGGAUCAGAUGCUGCUGCAAGAUCGCGGUUUGAAGACGCUGAAGAGGACUGGGGCAGAUCAAAACCUCUCGAUCGAAGCAAAAAGCCAGUUCUCUCUGAGAAUCCCCAGAACCGUUCAAACAAAGGAUCAGCAAAGCCACGACCGGGCAAAAAAGUGAUAUCGAAAGCCAAGUCCCAAUCUCGUGCUGCCCAGGACAUCAAGACAUCAGGGCCAACUUUAUCCACCACUGAUACAGGAUUUGCACAGUUUCUGCAGAAGCACACGUCACCUAAGCAUCAGCGAGUCACAGCUGGAGGGAAAAUCGUGCCAAUGGCACUACCGAACCCCCGUCUGGAGGGCAUUUCACCUGUGCUUAUGGUCGUGAUGGAUGAUGACCCUUCCGUUGUUGGGCGUGUCUUACUCGGUGAUAAAGUGGUGGCUGGUCGACAGGCAGAUAGGUCUGGAGAUGGCCGAAGGAACUCCUUCUCUUCGGAUGAGGAUACUCUUCGUGUAUAUGGCGAGACAUCUAGGUCGUUUUCGCGUUUGUACCCCGCCGACCCUCUCUAUCUGGAUCCACGUGUUCCUCCUCGGCAUCCUCACAGUUCUAUCACAGACGACGUGCCGCUUCAGCAGGUUCCAGGGACCUCAGUGUUUGUGCCGGAUCCAAAUCAGCCCUCUUUCAUUCAGUUGGGUUUCAGUCUUGGUUCACGGUCCCGAUUUGAGUGGUAUGCCGAUGACCGUGCUGAGAGAUGGCUCGUAUGGGCUUAUGAAAUCCAGGAAGAGGAGUUUGUGAUGCAAGCAUUUGUGAGAAUGAGGAGUCUAGACAACUGGCCGGGGGUUGAUUUCUAUCGUCAGUAUAUCCGGUGUGCAUGGAUCUGUGGCCCUGUGGACACAGAAGAGGCCGAAGCACGACUGCGACACAAACUGAGCGUGCAUGAACAAUGGCUGGCCGAUGUUAACGAGGCUAUAGCUUUAGACCCUUGGUCCAGGCCCGACGGGAGAUCGCUGCACCACCGUAUUUACAACACCAACGAGCGGGCGAGGAUUUUGGCCGCUCUCGAAGAGCUUGAAGGUAUCAGGGACAUCCAGGCCGAUAUGAACCUUGGUGAGCAUUCAAUCUCCGGAACCAACACCAGCACUGUUGGGGAAACCACCAUGGAACCAGCCGUUCAGGAUGGCAGCCACGCACCAGCCGAUAGCCCAGAUGAUGAGGUCUCCAACGAUGGACCAAAUGAUAUCUCAUUUGUAAGCCAUGCAAGAGCCACUGGACCAGUCACCAUCAUCGAUCCUCACACUUGCCGUCCCAUUGACCUGCAGGGACUACAACAGAAAGCGAAAAAGAAAGACGCCAGCGGACAUGGCCAUGCCAAUGGAGGUGGCGCGCAUCUUGGUCAUAGAAAGGGCUUCGCUGAGGUGAACUCAGAGAUGGUCAGCUAUGAUAGCAUUGGUGAGACGACGGGUAUGCCGAUUCCGGUUGGAAGCAUGGACCGGCCUCUUGAUAUCGGCCAAUCCUCCGGUCAGGCCGUCAAAGAAUUGACCGAGAGUGAUAACGGCACGUUCCUGGCUGAAAAUAAUCAGCUCACAUCGUGGAUCCCGCAAGAGAUAUUGACAGACUCUCGUCCGACUAUCACGGAGAUCGACCAGGAGUUCUUUUCCCCAGAUGAAAACGAGGUUGCUGCUGUUAUCGUAGGGGGUCGUACAGUUUCAAGCCCUGUGAUGAGAAGUGCCGGCCAACAGGCGGAUCCUGAUACCGGUGAAAUUGCAUUUCAAAAGGGCCAAGCGGCCGAAGUUAAAGAGCGCAUUGAAAAGAUCGCGCGAGGCAAACAGGAUGGUGAGACCAAAACUACAGGAGACGACAAUGGUGGCCUUCAAGAUGAUGAGCUCGUUGUGGGAUCUUCCGGACGAAAUCCAUCGGCCCAACGUCACCAACGCAAGAGAUCUCGGUCUAUCAUUCUCACAGACACUCUCAGCGCAAGCAGUCUCAAUGAAAAUGAGACCUUGCAAUUCGACUUGGAAGACUUGUCGGACUCGUCAUGCACAUCGGAAAUACCCCUGCUCUCGAACCAAGACCCUUCCCCUCACAUCAGGGCCCGCCUAACUAUUAAGCCAAGUUACCCCACCGUGCUUUCGUCGCUGUUGAUCCAAUUGCACGCUCCACAUGCUGCACCCGCCAUUGUCUUGACCAGCAAGAUCGAAGUCUACGCCUCCUUUGCGAUGAGCUAUCGGGUUGAGCGUUCUGGAUACUAG
Messenger RNA from Penicillium arizonense, 3849 nucleotides. RefSeq lists its product as uncharacterized. Gene Ontology annotation, molecular function: phosphatase activity. The record is from RefSeq and is a predicted model, not a curated record. Bases 1 to 3849 code for a protein of 1282 amino acids. Gene Ontology annotation, biological process: dephosphorylation. Lineage: Eukaryota; Fungi; Ascomycota; Eurotiomycetes; Eurotiales; Aspergillaceae. The transcript has 4 exons.